Molecule: messenger RNA, 1414 nt
Organism: Mercenaria mercenaria
Lineage: Eukaryota; Metazoa; Mollusca; Bivalvia; Venerida; Veneridae
Product: protein qua-1-like
Exons: 3
Coding region: 104-1294 (396 amino acids)
Source: RefSeq, a predicted model, not a curated record
AAGAAUUUUUUGUGAUUUCUUCCCAUCGUUUGACCGUGAUCUAAAGCACUAGCUAAUUGAAAGGAUUGUGGACUUUGCUAAAGUCCGGGUCGGGUUCAAGUGUAUGGGACCACCUAAAAAGCCAGAGCCACAUGAAAAUUCAGAUCAAACCAGAAAGCCGAGUCAACGCAAGAUGGUUGUAGAUACAAUUCGUUACAAUCCUAGUGUGUGCACAUGCGGGGAACAUGGAUGCCAGCCCCAGUAUAGGAUGGAGAGGAAAGUUCGGUGGAUAAAUGAAGAAGAAUGCUCAAAAGAACAGAAGGGCGAAGCGGAAAAGAAAGAAAGCGAAGGUAAAUGCGGUGACAGAAAUGGUGUAAGCGAAGGCGACGGUAGAUGUAAUGGCAGAAUUGAUAAUGACGAAGAGGAUGGUAGAUGCAAUGGCAGGGUUGAUGGUGGCGAAGGAGGUGGUAGAUGUGAUGGCAGAGUUGAUGGUGACGAAAGCGAUAGUAGUGGUGAUGGCAAUGUGGAUGGUGACGUAGGCGGUGAUAAAUGUGACGGCAGAGCGGAUGAUCACGAAGGCGAUGUUAAAUGCAAUGGUAGAGCGGAUGGUGGCGUAGGCGACGAUAAAUAUGAUGGUAAAGCGGAUGGUGACGAAGGCGAUGGUAAAUAUGACGGCAGAGUUGAUGGUGACGUAGGCGGUGAUAAAUGUGACGGCAGAGCGGAUGAUCACGAAGGCGAUGUUAAAUGCAAUGGUAGAGCGGAUGGUGACGUAGGCGGUGAUAAAUAUGAUGGUAGAGCGGAUGGUAACGAAGGCGAUGGAGGAUGUGAUGGCAGAGUCAAUGGUUACGAAAUCGACGGUAGAUGUGAUGGCAGAGUUGAUAAUAACGAAUGUGAAGGAGGAUGUGAUGGCAGAGUUGAUAUCGGCGAUGGUGAUGGUAGAUGCGAUACCAGAGUCGAUGUUGACGAAGGUGAUGGUAGGUGUCAUGACAGAGUCGAUGGUGAAGAAAGUGAUGGUAGAUGUGAUGGCAAAGUUGAUGGUAGCGAUUGCGAUGGUAGAAUUGGUGUUCACGAUCAUGAUAGAUUUGGUGGAUGCGUUGGUGGUCAAGACGAAGGCAGCUACAAUGGUAGCUACGAUGGCAGGCUUCCUGCUGGUGAAGCUGAUGACAGAUCCGUUGGCAUUGAUGAUUCUGAUAGCUAUGCCAGGUCCGAUACCCAUAUGUCUGGUACCAGCAGUGUUUGGAAAGACGAUACUGAAGAAAUCGCUCCUGCGUUCGGAAUAAUGUCUAUCUAUUGCAACAGUGAACUACACAAAUAGGGAAGAGAUCAAGGCGAGACUGACAAGAAAUAAGUAUCUGUAUGCAGCCAACUUUGAGAUUUCUUUUAUCUUUUGCAAUAAAAUCAAAUAUCAUCCUUCAACGUUUUUAUUUGUCUUCAG